CUGCUCGCGAGUGUCGCUCAACAGUUUAGGAUCGACAACAGGAACGUUAAGUUGCGUAACAAGCGAGCAGAAGGAGGUUUCUACAUGCAAUCUUUUAACUUGAUGUUAGAAUAAGCUUGCACUAAAUCGCUGCUGCGUUAUCUACAUAUUCUCCUGCUUGAACAAUAGGGCUGUAGAACGUUUACAAAAGGGCCACAGAAUUGGCGUUAUUAGUAGGAUAUCCUGUUAAUGUUAGUUGUUUUGCAUGUUCAUAUAUAAUAACACAGUUGAAGAACACUAGCAUGAUCCAUUCUGCUAAUUGGCGCCCACAGACCGCUAAGGACGUCUUUGUGAAGCUGCUUGGGGCUUUUGUUGUGAUGAUCUCAUGAAAUAUCACAGCUUGCUGUUACUGUGUUAGAUACCCUGUUUACUAGAUUAGAACCAUGAAGGCAACACUACUAUUACUCUUGUUUUCUACCUUUACCAUCACAGGCUCAGCCAGGAGAGGAGGUAAGUUAGCUACAGCUCACUACAGAACGGCGUACGCCUGUGAGGGACGCGAUCUCAACAUUACUUGCAAACCAGGAUAUCGUAUCAAUCUGAUCCGUGCUAACUUUGGCAGGUUUAGCAUCGCUCUCUGUAAUGAAAACGGUGCUUUGGAUUGGAGUGUGGACUGCAUGUCUAAAAUAACCUCCCGAGUAAUGCAGGAUAGAUGUGAUAUGAAGAACAGCUGUGGACUACCAGCGUCCAGCUUGGUAUUUGGGGACCCUUGUCCUGGAACGCUGAAGUAUUUGGAGGCUCAGUACCGAUGUGUGCCAGAGAUUAUUUCAACAACCACCAGGCGUCCACCCCCGAAAAUAUUUUUUCCAACAACACCUCCACCAAACACCAAGUCAACCACAGAGUUUGGAAACUCUUUAAAAACAUCUUCCACUGGGAUUACACCAUCUUCCACAACAACUGUUUCUUCAGCGUUAAAACCAACGAGAAGCUCAGUACAAGUGAUCUUAACAGUAGUUCCACCAGGAGAUCCAGUUAUAGUUACCUUCUCAAAUAACUCGGAUACUAAAUACUGUCCACCAGUGACUUCUCGUGGACUAUUUUGGAACUGGACUCGCAUAGGACAUGUAGUAGAACAGAAGUGUCCAGAUGGUGCAUAUGGAAAAGCUAGAUGGACUUGCAGUAGCUCCACAAAUUAUUGGUACCCUAAAAAACCAAAUUUUGGAAAUUGUAGUUCACUGUGGUUUGGUAAUUUUGUAGUUGAAAGGAUGCAUGGAGUAAGUGUGAUUAGUAAAGAUGAAUCAGUAAUGAAUGUGGCAGAAGACUUGGCUCGAAGGACUACAAAGAGGCGACUCUAUGGUAAAGAUAUUAUAGAAGCUAUUUUUGUUAUGAGAGAUCUUGUCUCAGCCACCAAAAAGCAGUCUUAUUACUAUAAUCAGAACCAGCAGAAAGAGUUGAUGCAGUCUUUAGUGAAAGUCAGCAGCAAUUUGUUAGACAGAAAACAAACAGAGUCUUGGGAAGACUUAACUCUCAGUGAAAGAAGGUUUUCAGCAUCUACAAUGCUAGAAAACUUAGAAGAGAAUGCAUUGUCCCUUGCAGAAACACAAAGAACUGGAGACUAUUUUACACGUGCAGAAGAAAAUGUUUUGGCUUCAGUGCAAGUUGUUAAAGCUCAACAAACUUCUUAUAUGGUAUUUCCACAACCUAGGGACAUUAUGGGCACAACAUGGGUGGGAAUGGAAGAUUCAGUUUACAUUCCUGGUUCAGUAAUUCAACACUAUUCCAGGUUUUCUCGAGGCUAUGUCAGUGUAAUAUUUAUGGCAUACAACAAUAUUGAGAGCAUGCUUAAAUCACAGUCCAUGCUAAUUCAACAUAGCCCAUCUCAAGGUCAGCAAGAAGAUUUAGUAAAGAAAGUGGAACAAGUUGUGAACAGUCACGUUAUAUCUGUGUCUUUUGGGAAUGUUCAGUCUACAUGGUUGCCUGAACCUAUUAUUCUAACAUUUUCAAGUUUACAUCGAAAAAAUGCCACAGAUCCUCGCUGUGUUUUCUGGGACUUUGAAACUAAUGACUGGUCUAGUCGAGGAUGUGGUGUUAUGUCCUUCAACGUGUCCCACAUUGUGUGUUCCUGCAGGCAUCUAACAAACUUUGCAGUUCUUAUGACCAUCAAACCAUUUGAACUGCCUACCGAGUACAGCAGAACGUUAUUGGUGAUCACAUAUGUUGGUUGCUUUAUUUCCAUCGUUUCACUUCUUCUGGCAGUUAUUACCUUCCUGUGCUUUAGGGCCUUGCAGAAUGAUCGAACAACAAUCCACAAAAACUUGUGUCUUUGUCUCCUAGUGGGUGAAGUCCUGUUUGUAGCUGGUAUCAACCAAACGGCUGUCCCAGUUCUAUGUAGCAUUGUGGCAGGACUUUUGCAUUACAUCUUUCUGGCUGCUUUUGUGUGGAUGUUUUUAGAAGGCUUCCAUUUGUACAUAAUGCUGGUUGAAGUGUUUGAGUCAGAUAAAUCUCGAGUGAAGUGGUUUUAUUUGCUGGGAUAUGGAGUGCCUGCUCUUAUUGUUUCUAUUUCAGCAGCAGUAGAUUCUCAUAGCUAUGGCACUGACCACCAUUGUUGGUUGAAGGCCGACAACUAUUUUAUUUUCAGCUUCGUAGGACCUGUUAUAGCAAUUUUGCUGGCCAAUAUGGUGUUCUUGAGUAUAGCAGUAUUCAUUAUGUGUCAUCAUGGAAACUUGAAAACUUCUGUGAAGGCAAAAGAACAAGCUAGAUUAACUAAACUUGGCGAUGAGGACGGCCCAUCUCACCGUAAGGUUUUAAUUGCGNUAUGGAUUCGGGGAGCAUUGGUACUUGUUGUGUUGUUAGGCCUGACUUGGGCUUUUGGGUUACUCUACUUGAACCAAGAAUCUGUCAUCAUGGCAUAUGUUUUUACUAUUCUGAACAGUCUCCAAGGGCUUUUCAUUUUCCUUUUCCACUGUGUCAGGAAUGAAAAGGUACAGAAAGAAUAUAAGAAACUCAUUCACCAAUCAGAUUGGCUUCCUAAUUGUCUUUGUAGACAAAGAUCACAAGAACAGCAUUCUAGUGUUGCCACUUCAUCCAUUACACAGCCAGUCUGUUCUCACAGUUCUCCUCCACAGUCUUGGGUUACAAUUUUAGGACAUGAUAAACCCUUGGUUACUUCAUCUGUAAUCAACACUGCACAAGACCCUAUAAUUUCCAGAGGAAUAAACCAGGACAGAAGACCUUCAAAAAGCAGCACUGUGUCCUCUCAGACUCUCUCUGGAAAGUUUCAACUAAGAAGCACACUUGGAAACCAUAUUCUUGAUGAAGAUCAAACAGAGCAGGAUGGAAAAUGGGGAAUCAAUAAAUCCAAUAGACCUUUAGCUCCUGGAAGUGUGAUUAAAAAUCCAAUGAAAGCAUAUGAUCUUCAUUAUCAGUGUAGACAACAAGGUGCAAUACAUUUGUAUGAUUUUGAUCAAAGAAUGAAUUCAUUUAUGGAUCAUAUUUAUGAGUCUAUUGAUGCUGAUCAGGAACCUCUGUCAUGGUCCACUGAUUGGUGUCCACCUUCAGUUUCUUGUCACCACAUGCCAUCUGAUAGACACUUUAGAUAUAAUUACAGUCCCAGUCAACAAUCUGCAUCAAGUUUUGUCUGUGAUCAGCACCCACUGAUUCCCUUUAAUCUGACAGAGACAAAAGUGACUGUAAAUCAAGAUCGCAAACUUAGCCAAACACUUCAUUCUAUACCCAAGGUCUCUCCAAGCCAAGUAGUUAACCAAAAAGAAAGUCCUACAGAUUCUGACAAUUCAUCAGGCAGUUCUAUAGACAAUAGAGGAAAUUAUUCCUCAUCUACUCUUCCUGCUCAUUCCACCACCCCAAGCAGUGAGUUCAGUGAUGGACAAAAAACUAGUCAGUCUUGCCAUAGGUACCUGCCAGCUGUUAAGCCCUGUAAGAACAAUCAGGAUAAGACUGAAACAACAGACUCCAGUUUGAGCAUUUACAGUAACAAUGUUGUAAGAUCAGACUGCUACCCUGACCAUAGCUUUAUUUCAAUAGACCAAACAAGGUAUCCUAGUGACAUUGCAGUACUAGAUUACUCAGAGAGUUUUUGUAGUGAUAAUGCUUUAAUGGACAACAUUCAGAAAGAUUGCUGUAAUAGUUACAUUUUAACAGAUCAAAACAAACACCCUAGUGAUAGUACUGUAGUAAUGGCUGUUUUGGAUGGUGAACGAGUAGUAUGUAAAGUUCAGCCUGAAGACUUAAUGUAAUUUGGUGGCAAUUCAAGACACAAGCCGGUAUAAUUUAAAAUUUCAGUUGAUGAUGAAGGGAAUUGUAGAUUCUUGCUGUUUGUAUAGCCUUUGUACAAAGAUGCCUUUCACUGUCGCCAAAGCUGAUACUGCUGUGUAAAAUAAGUUGCCUUGACUUUACUUGUGUGAAAUGUGCUGAUCACUUUUUCCUUCUGUGUCUUAAUGUAAUUACGUCCAAGAUUUCAUCGAUAUCUCUUCUCUUGCAAGAUGUCAUUAUUUUGUCCAACUUCAUUCUGUUGCUAAAGCUGACCUAUAAAACCAUUUUAGAGAUUUAUUUUCUUAUUUCUUAUCUUCUAGCUUGUUUCCUUUAUGUUAGAUUUUAAAAAUUACAGAAGCAACUUUUUCGUUUUUAGAAAAGCAUGUUACCUCCUACCAUAAUGGACACAAACACCCUUUAUUCUCCUGAAGAAGAAUAGUCAAUUAUUCAAAAGCACUCGAGUUUUGGGUCUCUUUUUAUUUUUAAUCAUAACAUAAACAAA
Molecule: messenger RNA, 4753 nt
Organism: Limulus polyphemus (Atlantic horseshoe crab)
Lineage: Eukaryota; Metazoa; Arthropoda; Merostomata; Xiphosura; Limulidae
Product: adhesion G protein-coupled receptor L2-like
Exons: 20
Coding region: 423-4235 (1270 amino acids)
Biological process (GO): adenylate cyclase-activating G protein-coupled receptor signaling pathway; cell surface receptor signaling pathway
Cellular component (GO): membrane
Molecular function (GO): carbohydrate binding; G protein-coupled receptor activity
Source: RefSeq, a predicted model, not a curated record